Molecule: messenger RNA, 1578 nt
Organism: Mollisia scopiformis
Lineage: Eukaryota; Fungi; Ascomycota; Leotiomycetes; Helotiales; Mollisiaceae
Product: flavin-containing monooxygenase-like protein
Exons: 3
Coding region: 1-1578 (525 amino acids)
Molecular function (GO): flavin adenine dinucleotide binding; NADP binding; N,N-dimethylaniline monooxygenase activity
Source: RefSeq, a predicted model, not a curated record
AUGGGUGGAAAGAUCGCAGUUAUAGGAGCUGGCGCACUUGGUCUUUGUGCGACAAAGAUAUUCACGGAGGAUGGAUUCAUUGUCACCACCUAUGAAUCUCGCGAGUACCUGGGAGGUUUAUGGAAAGAUUCCGACGACUCCACCAUAUCUGUUCAUGCGACUACAAUCUUCAAUUCGAGCAAAUAUCGCGCAGCUUUCUCAGAUUUCCCUUUCGCCAAGACAGACGACGAUUAUCCCACAGCUACCCAACUGCAUGAAUGGCUUCAAAGAUAUGCUCGUCAUUUCAAUUUGCUGCCCAAAGUCAAGUUCGGAAUGAAGGUCAUGAACAUCGAGAGGAGGGGUGAGAAAUGGGAUUUGGCAAUCAGGCGAAACAGCACUGGACAGAUCACGACCGAGUCAUUCGACAAGGUCUGCGUUGCAACGGGCUCAUUUUUCACCCCAAGAUGGCCAAUCCUCGCAGGUUUCGAUCAAUUUUCUGGCAAGGUCAUACACUCCAUCGAUUAUCAUGGAUCAAAGGAGUUCAAAGAUCAAAACGUUUUCUUAGUAGGCAUGCAUGCCACGGCCCAAGAUGUUACGAACUCUCUAUCCGAGAACGCGAAGCAUGUUUACCUCUCUCACAGAGGUGGUUUACUUCUAUUGCCAAGAUACAAUGAGGAUGGUGCGACUUUCGAUUCUGCAGGUUCUCUAACGGUUACGAUGGCUAUGGCUUGGUUGAAUCGAUAUUUCCCUAGAACCCUCUUCUGGUUGAUGGACUCAGCUCUGAAGAAAAUGUCUGCAAAGGCAUUUCCUAACAUUCCAAACGAAUGGGGUCUGGAUCCGGCGCCUUCUAUGGCCAUCUCGACUCCUUUGAUGGCUGAUACUCUUUGGACCCACCUGGAAUCUCGGUUUGCGGAGCCAGUUCCCCCAAUUCGGCGCAUUACGGGCCCUCGCUCAAUUGAGUUAGAGAACGGCCGCGUUCUGGAGGAUAUCGAUUCUAUUAUUUAUUGCACUGGAUACAAUUUCAAUAUACCUGAGGGCCUGAUUCCUAAAACAUCUACCAUUGAAGAUCUUCACCCUUAUCCCGGCAACUCAUUUGAACAGCCUCCAAACCUUUACCGAAAUAUUUUCCCUUUGCAUCCAGACCCGUCCAUCCGAAACUCACUCGCAUUCAUUGGUCAAGGUGCUAUAGUCUUUCCUGGAUUCAUGCAGCAGGAAUUGGUUGCCAUGACCAUCAGCCAGAUCUGGAGGGGAAACUCUUCAUUACCAUCAUAUGAUGAGAUGCUCAAUUGGCGAAAGCGUAACGUCGCAGAACGCGAAACAACUGCAGCUAUAUAUAAGCCUCGCCAAGGCUCUACGUUCUAUCCUGUAUUCUUGAACAUGGGAGAUCAACUGCCCUGGUUGGACGAGACAGCUGGUACUGACAAGGAACUUUAUCACCUGUGCAUGAAAGGGUUGUUCACUCCUGCGAUAUGGCGACUCUUCGAAACUGGCAAGAGAAAAGCAAUGCCGAGAGAGGAGUGUCGGGCGAUGAUUUUGAGUGAAAACAAAUUGGCAGAGGCGCAAAAGAAGAGCAGAUUGGAAUCAAAGAAGAAAAGCUGA